AUUAUGUACAUUGUGGAGCAUUUAGCAAUUGCAAUCUGUUCAAUUUGGGUGAAUUUGAAUGCAGUUGUCUUCCAGGGUACGAGCCGAAGCUAAGCCGACAAUGGUACUUGAGAGACGGCUCCCAUGGAUGCUUGAGGAAGAAAGAUGAGAAGGUGUGCAAUAGUGGUGAAGGGUUUUUUCAAGUUGAGUCAUGUCAAAAUCCCAGACACGGGUACAGCUCAGAUGAACAAGAGCAUGAGAUUGAAGGAAUGUGAAGAGUUCUGUCUGAAGAACUGCUCCUGCACAGCCUAUGCAAGUGCUAAUAUUACUGCAGGAGGAAGUGGAUGCAUCACUUGGUAUGGUGAGUUGAGAGACAUAAAACAAUUUACAGAUGGGGGCCAAGAUUUCUAUAUUAGAGUAUCUGCAUCUGAUUUAGCUCAACUCUCCAAGAAUUCAAAUAGCCGUUAUAGGAAAAGAGUGAUAGAGAUUCUAGUAGGGUCUGCUGCAGCAAUAAUUCUUGCACUCUCAUCAGCAUGUUGUUUGGUGAUCAAUAAAAGGAGAAAUGAUAAGAAGAGAAGUAAAAGUUUAGCAUCCUGUGAGGGCAUGGAUGAAAGUGAAUCAGCAGAAAUCUCAAUCUUUGAUCUAAGCGCAAUAAUUGAUGCCACUGAGAAUUUCUCCGAUGCUAACAAACUUGGUACAGGAGGAUUUGGUAGCGUAUACAAGGGUCACCUGAAAGAUGGAAAAGUAAUAGCUGUCAAAAGACUUUCAGAAACUUCAGGGCAAGGAACAGAGGAGUUCAAGAAUGAAGUCACACUAAUUGCAAAACUUCAGCACAGAAAUCUUGUGAGGCUUUUAGGUUGUUGCAUUCAACAAGGAGAGAAGAUGUUGGUUUAUGAAUACUUGCCAAACAAAUCCUUGGACAGUUUUAUUUUUGAUAAAACAAAACGGUCUUUGUUGGACUGGGGAAAACGGUUUGAAAUCAUCCUUGGGAUUGCGCGAGGAAUGUUAUACCUUCACCAAGACUCUAGAUUAAGAAUUAUUCAUAGGGAUCUAAAAGCAAGCAAUGUUUUACUCGAUGCCUCUAUGCAACCAAAAAUAUCAGACUUUGGAAUGGCCAGAAUUUUUGGAGGUGACCAAAUUGAAGCAAACACAAAUCGAGUUGUUGGAACAUAUGGUUAUAUGUCACCUGAAUAUGCGAUGGUAGGGCACUUUUCAGCAAAGUCUGAUGUUUUCAGUUUUGGGGUUUUGUGUUUGGAGAUUAUCACUGGCAGAAAGAACAACAGUCAUUACGAUCAGGAGCAAUCUCAACAUUUAGUUGGAUAUGUUUGGGAUUCUUGGAAGGAUGAAAAAGCUUUAGAUGUUGUUGAUCCAUUGUUAGUUGACUCAUAUGAAGCUUGUGAAGUUUUGAGAUGCAUCCACAUUGGCCUUUUGUGUGUACAAUCAUUUGCAAACGACAGACCGACUAUGUCAGAAUUGGUCUUCAUGCUGUGCAACGAAACAAAUCUUCCUUUCCCUAAAGAACCAGGCUUUGUAUUCAGAUCAGAGAGUCAUUGUUCAGUUAAAAGCUCUUCAUCAGCAAGUAUAGGAACAUCUGUUAACGAAAUGUCUAUUAGCACAGUUCAUGGUCGCUAGAGCUUAUGCUAAGUAUUCAAUACGUAGUUUGAUAGAAAUACAGUAUUCCUUUGUCUGUACUAUGCUAUUCUUUUUGAGUUUUAUAUUUACAAUUAGUAGAGAUUCA
Lycium ferocissimum is the source of this 1717-nucleotide messenger RNA. Its product is annotated as G-type lectin S-receptor-like serine/threonine-protein kinase RKS1. Lineage: Eukaryota; Viridiplantae; Streptophyta; Magnoliopsida; Solanales; Solanaceae. Gene Ontology annotation, biological process: protein phosphorylation. The record is from RefSeq and is a predicted model, not a curated record. Gene Ontology annotation, molecular function: protein serine/threonine kinase activity; ATP binding. The coding region runs from base 145 to 1611 and encodes 488 amino acids. The transcript is spliced from 7 exons.